AUGUACUUCUCCGCCAUUCUUCUGACCCUCGCAGCCACUGCAUCGGCUGUCGAUGUCAGGGCUUACAGCAACAGUGGUUGCAACGGGGCCUGGGUUGGCUGCGCCGGCAUCAACCCCGGUGUUUGCUGUGUGUUUAGCAACUCGGCGAGCAGUGGCAGACUGAGCGUUUCUGUGAACGCUAUCCCAAGCAGCUGGCGCAUUCGUGGCGAGGCUAACACUGGUGGCGGUUGCACAUACCUCGCCAACCAGCAAGACUCCAACGGCAACACAGACAUCUGCAUGACAUACUCGUCUCGCGGUGACCGUACCGGUGGUAGCUACUCGUUCGUCGGCCGCAAGCGCGCUGCCGACAACUCUUGCCCCGCCGAGCAGCCUGAUGGCGGAAAGUGCGAAGCUGGUGUCAAGCCCGACCUGCUUGGUCUUUCUGAUGGCACCGUCUACAGCAUUGCCGACUUGUCCGAGGAGAAGGUCGAGGAGUUGGAGAAGAUUGCCAACACCGGCGCCGGUGCCGAGGCCGUCCCUGCCGAGUUCGAGGCCCUGAGACGCUAA
This is a messenger RNA of Fusarium pseudograminearum CS3096, 549 nucleotides long. RefSeq lists its product as uncharacterized. Bases 1 to 549 code for a protein of 182 amino acids. The record is from RefSeq and is a predicted model, not a curated record. The transcript is spliced from 3 exons. NCBI's taxonomy places the organism in Eukaryota, Fungi, Ascomycota, Sordariomycetes, Hypocreales, Nectriaceae.